AUGGCGACGUCGGCGAGUUAUUCGUUUAACAUCAAUUUAUUAAAUUCUGACGAACAGAAAAAAUUUCAAACGGUUUACAAUGAUUUAAAGUCUCGUCAUGAAACUUAUUUGGACUACAAGCGAAACUUGCUAGGCAAAGAAAAAUUUCACGAAGAAGAAGAGGAAAAUGAAUGGCGCUACGAAAUACAUCGACAUCUUCGUGCGCGAAAAUGGAAUGUAUCCAAUACAAUCAAAUCUCUUCUUGAAAUGAUUCAAUGGCGAAUCGACAAUCAAGUCGAUUCUAUCCUUGACGACCCGUCUGUUCAACAACGAAUGAAUUAUUUUCGAAAAUGUAUACCCAAUGCUUUCCAUGGUUACACUAAAGCUCAACGCCCAUUAUACAUCGAACAAACCGGUCACAUAAAUGUCGAUGACAUCAUGAACAACUUCACACAUGAUGAAUUAAUUCAAUGUCAUAUCUAUUGGUUCGAAUACAGCUGCCGAUUAGCUCGUGAACAUAGUCGACAGCUCGGGCAAUAUGUCGAAAGCAUCGCGGGAAUAUAUGAUCUACACGGAAUGAAAAUGGAUGUACGAAAGUUAUUGAAUACAUGCAAACAAUGUUUGUAUAUUGAUGAUAAUUAUUAUCCUGAACGUUAA
Adineta ricciae is the source of this 636-nucleotide messenger RNA. The record is from the annotation of a GenBank genome assembly. NCBI's taxonomy places the organism in Eukaryota, Metazoa, Rotifera, Eurotatoria, Adinetida, Adinetidae.